Molecule: messenger RNA, 2583 nt
Organism: Octodon degus (degu)
Lineage: Eukaryota; Metazoa; Chordata; Mammalia; Rodentia; Octodontidae
Gene: Nxt2
Product: nuclear transport factor 2 like export factor 2
Exons: 4
Coding region: 335-763 (142 amino acids)
Biological process (GO): protein import into nucleus
Cellular component (GO): nuclear pore central transport channel
Source: RefSeq, a predicted model, not a curated record
CUAAACUGGAGUGCUGUCGUUCUCAGUAGCCGGUUUACGAAAGUACAUUUUUUUACUUUUAAACCAAUAAAUAUCCUGCAAGUAAAUAAGGUGGAAUGGCGGGACCGGGCGGAACUGAAAGGAGGUGCGAUUUAGAUGUGACGUUGACACAUCGGAGGCAUUUCAACAACGGACCAAGCUACUUCCGGUAGCGAAUGGGCGGGGUGAAAAUUGUGCGCGUUUGGCGGGUUUCGCUUUCAUUCUAAAUAUUUGGUCGUUCGGCAGCCAAGAGCGCUGUACCCGGGAGGACGCAGUGACUUCGCCACCGCUGGGAAGGACUUUUUCAGACUCCCCGAUGGCCAUGGCAGUGGAUUUUAAAACUUACGCAGACCAAGCGUGCAAAGCUGCUGAAGAAUUUGUCAAUAUUUAUUAUGAGACAAUGGACAAGCGAAGAAGGGCACUUAUCAGGCUAUAUCUGGACAAGGCCACUUUAGUAUGGAAUGGAAAUGUUGUUACAGGUCGGGAUGACCUAAAUAAUUUUUUUGAGAUGUUGCCUUCUAGUGAGUUCCAGGUUAAUAUGUUAGACUGCCAACCAGUUCAUGAGCAAGCUACGCCAUCCCAGAAUACAGUUCUUGUGGUGACCAGUGGCACUGUGAAAUUUGAUGGAAACAGACAACACUACUUCAACCAGAACUUCCUGCUGACUGCUCAAGCCACUCCUACCAGCACUGUGUGGAAGAUUGCAAGUGAUUGCUUCCGUUUUCAAGACUGGGAUAAUAAUUAAAAGGGCAAAAGUCAACAUUUUGGUCCUUCAGGUCCAGCAGCAGAAGUUUAUCUAAAUUCAUUAAUCUCAUUGUAAAAGCACUAUAAAUAAGUAUGCUCUGAAUCUAAAGUUCUUCAAGAUUUUCUUACUCCAUAUUGUGUGUUUUGCAGUAACUGCCAGUUUGCAUUAUUUCCCAUAAAAGCUUUACUGCUAGUUUUUGACAUGCCUUAUAUACAUUCCAUUAAUGACGUUCAAAGUAAAACUAAACAUGAUUGUGAUACUAGCAUACUCACUGUGAACCCAGACAAUUGCAAAAAUCCUUUUGUAACAUUACCUAUGGGAUGUCAGCACAAUGUAACACUCUGGGAGGAAGUAAAAUUUUUUUGGUUAUUUUUGUAGUAAAACACAUGCCUAUUUUCUGUUAACACUCAUGAUGCAGUUUUCAUGUAUAAGUAUAGACUUUUUUUUUUUCUCGGAACUGGGAUUGAACUCAGGCCCUUGUGCUUGCCGGGGGAGCGCUUAUUCCACUGAGCCAUCUUCCCAGCCCGUAGUAUAGUCUUUUCAAAUCAGUUCUGUUUAUGUCUAAAUACUCUGACAUUGCAAUUACAUGUGGAUAUUUUCAGUAGUCUUUUUUCAUGUUAAGUUUUCUUAUGUUGACAUUUUUCCUUAACAAGGGAAUUAAGGAGAAAGGUGAAAAUUAUUUUCUGUUGAUACCUCGUUUGUAAGUAUAUUUGAUGGCUUAAAAGCAAAACUUAAAAACAUUUUUCUUGGCAGUUCCAGGUCGUUAUAUUUAGGGAAUGUGUAGUAGUAGAACUUGUAUUUUUAAUGAGAGAAAGAGAAAUGCAAAACUCCAAGGUUAAAGACAAAAAUAAGAAGAGGUUGAGCACAUGGUAACAUUUUGGUACUUGUUUUCUAUCUUCUCCAAAGGUUCUGAGAAUUGUCAUCAGCAUGUCUAAAUUUAUUCAAGAAUUUUAUAGAAGUAAAAUUGUCAGGAAUAAGCCUGAACUGACAGGGUUUAACAGUAAAGCUGGAAGCAAAGCCAUUCCUUUAUCUUUGUUACCCUCUAACUUGUAAGUCUUCCGUAUAAACUUCAGUAGCAGAGUCUGCUAUGUAUUACCCACCCCAAAAUGAGUGAUUUCCCACCCUGUUUUGUAGUGUCAGCUGUAUCAUCUAUUAUUUCAGUUGAAUUUUAUGAUUUAGUCUUUCAUGUGGCAUUGAACAAAGAGAUCAGCUUUAAAACACUUUUCUCUUAUGUGACUAAACCAUUUUCUUUUAAAAGGGAAAACAGCAACAGAUCAUCUAAACGUUCAGAAGAACAAAAUAAUUUUAUGUCUGUACUUCUGAAGAAAAACCCUAGCUCUGAUUUUAGACAAAACAUACUAGUCUUUGAAAUUUUAUAAUGUUUUUAAGCUAUAUAUGUCAUCUUUGUUUAUACAUUACAACCAAAAUUGUUUUUAUUAAAUUCGUUUAGUCUUGUCUAAAGCUAUACACUGUACUUCUGAUGUAUUACCAAGAUAGACUUAGAGAGAAGGGAGUCAAAUGGAUAUUUAAACCACUCAUUCUUUUUGAAUGAUCAAAAUUUAUACAACAUAGUAUUCUAGUCAAAAGUGAUAUGAUUAUUAUUUUAGAUUUUUUUUAAACCACAGCUUUAGCAGCAAUAAAAAGUCCCCAAAUAUCAUCCUUUCCAUUGUGGAGAACAAUCUCAAAUAAAAGCUGCAUAUAAGUAGUAAUUGCUGAAUAUCUGUAAAUUACUUUCUCCAAACUAUUACUUUGAAGUGGAUGGAACGGCUCUUGUAUGGACAAGAUUGUAUUUUUCACUUGAUCGUAUUUUUAUAAUUUGA